AAAACUCUUAGCAUAUUUGAAGCCAGUAUUGGUCCGCCAAAGAAGUGGCACCCCUACCCCAACUCCCAUCAAGGAUAAAACAAUAAGCGGAGAGAAUGACUGAAAGCAAUGGAAUCAGGAAUUUGUCAGAAGCACAGAACAACUGGAAAGAUUCUGGAACAGGGCCAGAAGAUUCCUCAGUGCCUCUCUGGACCACGUCUGCUGAUGGGCUGGUUAAGCUGAGGAUGGACCCCACGUGUCUGCAAGCUCCCAUAACUGUUCACCAGAUGUUUCAAGAAUCCUUAGAGAAAUACGGGUCUCUCAAUGCAAUGGCCAGCAAGAAGGACGGGGAAUGGGAAAAGAUCACCUUUGCUGAGUAUUACAACUAUUCUCGCAAAGCAGCUAAAAGCUUCCUGAAGCUUGGCCUUGAGCGAUUCCACAGUGUAGCGAUACUUGGGUUCAAUUCCACAGAAUGGUUCAUUUCAGCCGUGGGAGCUGUUUUUGCUGGCGGCAUUGUGACAGGAAUCUACACAACCAGUUCUCCUCAGGCCUGCCACUACAUUGCUCAGGACUGCCGAGCCAAUAUCAUUGUGGUCGAAAACCAGAAACAACUGGACAAAAUCAUGCAAAUCCAGAAUUGUUUACCACACUUGAAGGCCAUUGUGAUGUACAGGGGGCCCUUGGCUGAGAAGCAUCCCAAUUUGUACACGAUGGAUGAAUUUAUGGAGUUGGGCAAUGAGAUCCAGGAUGGAGAGCUGGAUGCUCUAAUUGAGUCCCAAAAGCCAAAUCAAUGUUGCGUUCUGAUCUACACAUCCGGAACGACGGGGAAACCCAAAGGGGUGAUGCUUAACCAUGACAAUAUAACCUGGACUUCGGCCCAUGCCAGCCGGGCAGGGGACAUGCAGCCGGCUGAAAUCCAGCAGGAGACCAUUGUCAGCUACCUUCCUCUCAGCCACAUUGCUGCCCAGAUUUAUGACCUCUGGACUGGAAUCAAGUGGGGAGAACAGGUCUACUUUGCAGAGCCAGAUGCCUUAAAGGCGGGCUUGGUGGGUACCCUGAAAGAGGUGCUGCCCACCUCACAUAUGGGAGUUCCCCGGGUGUGGGAGAAGAUCAUGGAAAAGAUCAAAGAUGCCUCUUCUCAAUCUGGCUUUGUGAAGAAGAAAAUCCUGUCUUGGGCCAUGUCGGUCAGCUUGGAACAAAACCUGAGUGCCUCUAAUAGUGAUUUAAAGCCCUUUCGAAUGAGGUUAGCAGACUCUUUGGUACUUGCUAAAAUCCGCCAGGCUCUGGGCUUUUCUCGGUGUGAGAAGCACUUCUGUGGGGCCGCUCCUCUCUCGACAGAAGCGCUGCACUUCUUCCUGGGCCUCAACAUCCCCUUGUAUGAAGCUUAUGGGAUGAGCGAGACCACCGGCCCACACUGCAUGUCCAGCCCAUAUGUUUACCGGCGUUACAGCUGCGGCAAAGCUAUCCCAGGCUGCAAAGUGAAGUUAAUGAACAAGGAUGACGACGGCAAUGGGGAGAUUUGUUUCUGGGGGCGAACUGUUUUCAUGGGCUACUUAAACAUGGAGGACAAGACCAGGGAAGCGCUUGAUGAGGAUGGCUGGCUGCAUUCUGGAGAUCUGGGGAAGAUGGACAGCGAUGGGUUCCUCUACGUCACAGGAAGAAUUAAAGAGAUCCUGAUUACAGCUGGGGGUGAAAACAUCCCUCCAGUCCCCCUCGAAGAUGCUGUCAAGAGGGAGCUGCCUCUUGUGAGCAACACCAUGCUGAUUGGAGAUCAGAAGAAAUUCUUGUCCAUGUUACUGACUUUAAAGUGUGCAGUGGAUCCUGAGACUUCUGAGCCUACAGACAGCCUGACCCAAGAAGCCAGGGAGUUUUGCCAGAAAGUUGGCAGCAAAGCCACUCAAGUGUCUGAGAUUGUGCGGACAAGAGAUCUGGCUGUUUAUCGGGCCAUCCAAGAUGGCAUAGACAGAGUCAAUGGGCGGGCAGCAGCCAAUGUUCAGCGCAUUCAGAAGUGGGCAGUCCUAGAAAAGGAUUUUUCAAUUUCUGGUGGGGAAUUUGGUCCAACCAUGAAAUUAAAGCGGCAAACUGUUGUUGAGAAGUACAAAGAUGAAAUUGAUUCAUUUUACAAAAAAUAAAGUCAGCCGUCCAGUAUUGCUCUCCAAGCUCCAAUAGAACAGAAACACACAUUCUGUAGAAUAUGCAAGACCAUCUUUCCAAGGAAGCUGUUUGAAGACCACCACCAUUUUGAAGAGGAUACUAACAAGAGGUUUUGGGUUCCACUUCUAAUGCUAAUUAGGCUACAGAAGCCAGAGAGCACCACACACCCCAGAAUCAGAGUUGGAAGGGAUCCAGAGGGCCGUUUAGUUGAGCCCCCUGCAAUGCAGCAAUCUCAACUAAAGCAUCCAUGACAGAUGGCAAUCCAACCAAUCCAAUAUUCAUUCCAGUGAAUAUAGAUUUUCAUCCAGCUUAUUGAUAGGGAUGGACUAAUCUGCCAGUUGUGAUUUCUCAUUUUCAGUCCAAUCUUAAAUAGGAUUUGCAACUUUUCAACAUCAGUUUGUUUCUUUACAGAAAGCAUUCACUAAAAUUCAUCAUCAUUUUAGUGCACAUUUCUCCAAAUACACAAAUCUCUAUUCUGCCUUGGUCAGACCACACCUGGAAUACUGUGUCCAGUUCUGGGCACCACAAUUUACUGACAAGCUGGAACGUGUCCAGAGGAGGGCAACCAAGAUGAUCAAGGGUCUGGAAAACAAGCCUUAUGAGGAACGGUUGAGGGAGCUGGAAAAGAGGAGACAAAGAGAAGAUACGAUGGCCAUCUUAAAAUAUCUCAAGGGCUUUCACAUGGAAGAUGGAACAAACUUGUACAUUCCUGCUCCAGAGGGUAGGACCCAAACCAGUGGCUUCAAGUUACAAAAAAGGAGAUUCUGAUUAAACAUCAGGAAGAACUUUCUGAUGAGAGCCGACAGUGGAACAGACUCCCUUGGGAAGUGGUGGCCUCUCCUUCCUUGGAAGUUUUCAAGCAGAUGUUGAAUGGCCAUCUGUCAGGGAUGCUUUAGUUUAGAUUCCUGCAUUGUAUGGGGUUGGACUAGACAGUUCUUGGGUUUCCUUCCAACCUUACAAUUUUGAUUCUUUAUUGUCACAAUCAGUGAGUAGUAAUAGUAUCACUGUAUUCUGCUCUGGUCAGACCCCACCUGGAGUACUGUGUCCAGUUCUAGUUACCACAGUUCAAGAAGGAUACUGACAAGCUGGAAUGUGUCCAGAAGAGGGCAACCAAAAUGGUCAAAGGCCUGGAAACGAUGCCUUAUGAGGAACGGCUUAGGGAGCUGGGUAUGUUUAGCCUGGAGAAGAGAAGGUUAAGGGGUGAUAUGAUAGCCAUGUUCAAAUAUAUAAAAGAAUGCCAUAUAGAGGAGGGUGAAAGGUUGUUUUCUGCUGCUCCAGAGAAGCGGACACGGAGCAAUGGAUUCAAACUACAAGAAAGAAGAUUCCACCUAAACAUUAGGAAGAACUUCCUGACAGUAAGAGCUGUUCGGCAGUGGAAUUUGCUGCCAAGAAGUGUGGUAGAGUCUCCUUCUUUGGAGGUCUUUAAGCAGAGGCUUGACAGACAUAUGUCAAGAAUGCUUUGAUUGUGUUUCCUGUUUGGCAGGGGGUUGGACUGGGUGGCCCUUGUGGUCUCUUCCAACUCUAUGAUUCUAUGAUUCUCCUAAUAUACAUAUUUUGUAUGCAGUCUUCCCAAGUAUAAUGAAUUUUGACAUAUAUUAAUUAAUGUCAAAAUUCAUGUAGUUUUAUGCACACUUUCCUACUUUAGGUUGGAAAACUGCACUGCAAAAUUCAGAGAAGUGUAAUUUCAAAGGUUAGCUGCGUUUUUGUUUCCUGUAUUGUUUUGGGACAUGCUAAUUUGGUAUGGUCACAUUAAAAUGUGA
Zootoca vivipara (common lizard) is the source of this 3893-nucleotide messenger RNA. RefSeq names its product acyl-CoA synthetase bubblegum family member 1 (gene ACSBG1). Gene Ontology annotation, molecular function: long-chain fatty acid-CoA ligase activity. The record is from RefSeq and is a predicted model, not a curated record. NCBI's taxonomy places the organism in Eukaryota, Metazoa, Chordata, Lepidosauria, Squamata, Lacertidae. Gene Ontology annotation, cellular component: membrane; endoplasmic reticulum.